This is a messenger RNA of Marmota flaviventris (yellow-bellied marmot), 6837 nucleotides long. The record is from RefSeq and is a predicted model, not a curated record. Lineage: Eukaryota; Metazoa; Chordata; Mammalia; Rodentia; Sciuridae.
AUAGAGUCGUGUAAUCAAAGCUGAGUUUUGUAUUGUGGAACAGAGUUUUAGAGACAUUUGCAAGAUGAGUUGGAUGAACUCCGUGCUGAGAUGGAAGAGAUGAGAGAUAGUUAUUUAGAGGAAGAUGUUUACCAGGUGCAGGAACUUCGGCGAGAACUGGACCGUGCUAACAAAAACUGCCGAAUCCUGCAGUACCGUCUCAGGAAAGCAGAGCAGAAAAGCCUGAAAGUGGCAGAGACUGGGCAGGUGGAUGGUGAGCUUAUCCGAAGCCUGGAGCAGGACUUGAAGGUAGCCAAAGAUGUAUCUGUCAGAUUGCAUCAUGAACUUGAGACUGUAGAGGAAAAGCGUGCGAAAGCUGAAGAUGAAAAUGAAACUCUCCGACAGCAGAUGAUUGAAGUGGAAAUAUCCAAACAGGCCCUCCAGAAUGAACUGGAGAGAUUGAAAGAGAGUUCCCUAAAGAGAAGAGGCAGUCGGGAAAUGUUCAAAGAGAAGAAAACCUUUAACCAGGAUGACAGUGCCGAUUUGAAGUGCCAACUCCAGUUUGCCAAAGAGGAAGCUUCCCUGAUGCGCAAAAAGAUGGCCAAACUUGGGAGGGAGAAGGAUGAGCUGGAGCAGGAGCUCCAGAAGUAUAAGUCCCUGUACGGUGAUGUGGACAGUCCCCUCCCCACAGGGGAAGCUGGGGGGCCCCCCAGCACCAGAGAGGCAGAGCUGAAGCUGCGGCUGAAGUUGGUGGAGGAGGAAGCCAAUAUCUUGGGCCGGAAGAUCGUGGAGCUGGAGGUGGAGAACCGAGGCCUCAAGGCAGAGAUGGAAGACAUGCGGGUCCAGCAUGAGCGGGAGGGAAUGGGCCGGGACCACGUGCCAAGCAUUCCUACCUCACCCUUUGGCGACUCCCUGGAGUCCUCCACGGAGCUCCGCCGUCACCUGCAGUUUGUGGAAGAGGAAGCCGAGCUGCUGAGGAGGUCCAUAUCUGAAAUCGAAGACCACAACCGACAACUGACCCAUGAGCUGAGCAAGUUCAAGUUUGAGCCUCGCCAGGAGCCAGGGUGGCUUGGGGACAGCUCAUGUAAGGGUGCUGGGGCCGGGGCUCCCUUGCAGGAGGAGCUGAAAUCAGCCAGGCUGCAGAUCAAUGAGCUGAGUGGGAAAGUGCUGAAGUUGCAGUAUGAGAACCGGGUGCUGCUGUCCAAUGUCCAGCGCUGCGACCUGGCUGCCCACCUGGGGCUGCGUGCCCCAAGCCCCCGGGACAGUGAUGCUGAGAGCGACACAGGCAAGAAGGAGAGCGAUGGGGAAGAGGGCCGCCUGCCCCAGCCUAAGCGGGAAGGCCCAGUUGGCGGUGAGAGUGACUCAGAAGACAUGUUCGAGAAGACUUCAGGCUUCGGGAGUGGGAAACCAUCAGAGGCUAGUGAGCCAUGUCCAGCAGAGCUCUUGAGGGCCCGGGAGGACACCGAGUGCCUGGCAACCAUAAAGCAUGAGGCCCAGCGGCUUGAGCGAUCAGUGGAGCGCCUCAUCACAGAUACUGAUGGCUUUAUCCAUGACUCAGGGCUGCAGGGCAGCAGCUUGGCCUCACAUGGUGUCCAGGGUGAGGGUGAGAGGGGUGAGGGGGCCCAGAGUGAACCCCAUCUUCUGGGGACCAUCAAUGUGAAGAUGAAGGCUUUCAGGAAAGAGCUGCAGGCCUUUCUGGAACAGGUGACCCGGAUUGGGGAUGGCCUGUCACCCUUGCCCCACCUCACAGAGUCUUCCAGCUUCCUCUCCACCAUGACCUCCGUGUCCCGGGACUCCCCCAUCGGGAACAUGGGGAAGGAGCUAGUCCCAGAAUUGCAGUCCAAACUGAGAGACCAGCUGGAGUGGCAGCUCGGUCAGGAACGAGGGGAUGACCGAGAAAGCCUUCGCCUCCGAGCCACACGGGAGCUGCACCGCCGGGCUGACGGGGAUGCAGGGAGCCACCGGGCAGGAGGCCAGAGCUGCUUCAACCUAGAGCUCAGGGGCCCCCCUGUUUUACCUGAGCAGAAUGUAUCGAUAGAAGAGCUACAGGGUCAGCUCGCGCAGGCGGCCAGACUGCAUCAAGAGGACACAGAGACAUUUACAAACAAGAUCCGUAAGAUGGAGGAGGAGCACCUCUAUGCCUUGAGGUGGAAGGAGCUGGAAAUGCACAGCCUGGCUUUGCAGAACACCCUCCAUGAGCGAAACUGGAGUGAUGAGAAGAACCUUCUGCAGCAGGAGCUCCGGUCCUUGAAGCAGAACAUCUUCCUCUUCUAUGUCAAACUCAGGUGGUUGCUGAAACACUGGCGGCAAGGGGAGCAGAUGGAGGAGGGAGGAGAGGAUUUUACUGAGGGUGAGCAUCCAGAGACCCUCUCUGAGCUUGGUGAGCUUGGAGUCAAGGGGAAUCACCAAGUGGAUGGACCAGACCAAGAUGAUGGUGACCAAGGCUCUGGCUUUCCCGUGGGGGAGUGUUCCCCACAUGUCCCCGUGCAGCUUGGUGAUCAUGGAUCACGGCUACAGGCUGUGGAUGGGGGACCACUCCACAGGCAGGUGGUGGAAAACCAGCAGCUGUUCAGCGCCCUCAAGACCUUGCUAGAGGACUUUCGCUCAGAGCUGCGGGAAGAUGAGCAUGCCCGGCUGCGGCUGCAGCAGCAGUAUGCCAGCGACAAGGCCGCCUGGGACAUGGAGUGGGCCAUGCUCAAGUGCCGCUUGGAACAGCUGGAAGAAAAGACUGAUCAAAACUUAGGAGAGCUUGACUCCUCCACCGAGAGCAAAGGGGCCUUGAAGAAGGAGAGGGAGGUGCACCAGAAGCUUCUGGCUGACAGCCAUGGCCUGGUUAUGGACCUGCGCUGGCAGAUUCAUCACAGUGAGAAGAACUGGAACCGAGAGAAGGUAGAACUUCUCGAUCGCCUGGACAGGGACCGUCAAGAAUGGGAGCGGCAGAAGAAGGAUCUCUUGUGGAAGAUAGAACAGUUGCAGAAAGAGAACAGUCCUCGGAGAGGUAGCAAUUUCCUAUGUGAUCAAAAAGAAGGAAACGUCCGUUCCUUUCCCCAUCAAGGAGGGCUCCGCAUGCCCCGUCCCAUGGCGAUAUGGCCCUGCGCAGACACUGACUCUAUACCGUUUGAAGACCGGCCGCUAUCCAAGCUGAAGGAGUCGGAUAGGUGCUCUGCCAGUGAGAACCUCUAUUUGGACGCCUUGUCCCUGGAUGACGAGCCAGAGGAGCUGCUACCCCACAGGCCUGAGAGGGACUUCAGGAACUGCCUCCCUGAGGAAGAAGAAAAUCACAAGGGAAAUCUUCAAAGGGCGGUAUCUGUGUCCUCCAUGUCUGAAUUCCAGCGCUUGAUGGAUGUCUCCCCCUUCCUGCCUGAGAAGGGCCUGCCAUCUGCCAGUAGCAAAGAAGAUGUCACCCCACCCCUGUCUCCUGAUGAUUUCCGCUACAUUGAAGAGUUCAACAGCAAGAGCUGGGACUACACACCCUCCAGGACUGGGACAGAGAGGCCUCCGGACCUCUGGACAGACAGGACCGAGGGGGUGCGGGCAGGGCAUGAGGCCAAUGCAGAGCCUUUCUCUGAUUCUUCCUGGUACCUGACCACGAGUGUCACCAUGACCACAGAUACCAUGACCAGCCCAGAGCACUGCCAGAAGCAACCACUGCGGAGCCACAUCCUCACUGAACAAGCAGGGGUGCGCGUGCUUCACAGCCCACCUGCUGUCCGCAGGGUUGAGAGCAUCAUGACAGGUGGAGAAAGCAGGAGCCGACUGGAACCCGAGGGCCCCUUUCCCACGAGCAGAGUCAGAGGGGGCCUGGGAGAUGUCAAGGGAGGUCAUCCAGAAUCUGUGCUCAGCAGGUGGCCUUGUGCCUCCUCUAGACAUACCCGAGACUAUGUGGAGGGGGCUCUCUGCACCUCCCUGGGGUUUGCCUCCCCAUUGCACAGCCUGGAUAUGUCCAAGAACAUGAGUGAUGACAUGAAGGAGGUAGCCUUCUCUGUCAGGAAUGCUAUCUGCUCUGGUCCCAAUGAGCCACAAGUCAAGGACAUGGCCUGCCAGACCAAUGGGUCCCGGACAACAGGGACACAAACUGUCCAGACCAUUAGUGUGGGCCUACAGACUGAAGCCCUUCGUAAUAGCGGUGUCACCAGCAGUCCCCAUAAGUGUCUCACGCCAAAGGCUGGGGGUGGUGCCACACCUGUGUCCUCCCCUUCCCGUAGCCUGAGGAACAGGCAGGUGGCCCCCGCCAUAGAGAAGGUACAGGCCAAGUUUGAGCGUACCUGCUGCUCUCCAAAGUAUGGUUCUCCCAAGCUGCAGAGGAAGCCCCUUCCCAAAGCCGACCAGCCAAAUAGCAGGAACUCACCAGGGGUGGCCCAGAAAGGGUACAGUGAGUCAGCAUGGGCCCGUUCCACCACCACUAGGGAGAGCCCCGUGCACACCACCAUCAACGAUGGUCUCUCCAGCCUCUUCAACAUCAUCGACCACAGCCCUGUGGUGCAGGACCCCUUCCAGAAGGGGGCACGGGCUGGGAGUAGGUCUCGCUCUGCAGAACCCAGACCAGAGCUGGGCCCAGGCCAAGAAACAGGAACCAGUUCCCGAGGAAGGUCACCCAGCCCCCUUGGGACAGGCUCAGAGACGUGCAGGGAAGAAGGGGGAGAGGGCACACCAGUGAGGCAGGACUUAUCCGCUCCCCCUGGCUAUACACUCGCUGAGAGUGUGGCCCGGAUCCUCAACAAGAAGCUGUUGGAGCAUGCCUUAAAGGAGGAAAGGAGGCAGGCCACCCACGGCCCCCCAAGUCUUACCAGCGACAACCACGUAGGAGAAGCAGUCAUGGCUGAACCAGGGUCCAUGGAGAACCAAACUGUCUUACUAACUGCCCCAUGGGGACUCUAGCCCUGCCGCCUCACGCUGAACUGCCUUGCCCUGCGCUAGCGCCAUCCCUAGAGCCCUGCUUCUCCAGGCCCGAGAGACCAGCAAACCGUCGUCCUCCAUCCCGUUGGGCAACACCUUCUCCCACUGCCUCACAGUCUCAGCCACCCGGAGACCAGACCUCCUUGGAGGAACACGGUGAUGAGGAUCCCCUGGAGGAAAUGCCACACCCGUGAUGCAAGCUUGCAUGGAUUAUCACAGAAUAAUUCACUGUAAUUUGCAUAGCCACACCAUCUUCACAACCAAACUCUGCCCCAAAGGAGAGAUCUAGUUUUCUCAAGGUCAAAGAAUGUUUUUUUUUUUUAAAAAAAAAACACACAGCUGCUGAAUGUCCAAACCUGUGAAACUGAGAUGUUUCUAGAAUGAAACAGCAAAUGUGCCUGUAAUAACUUAAUUUUUUUCAUAGCUCAGAAAACUAUUUUUGUCUCCAUCUUUUUUACACACAGUAUAUUAAAAAAAAAAAAAGAAAAACAGGUAAAUAUGGUAUAAAUAGAUAUAAAAUAUAAAAGUUUUAAAAAAUGUACAUUUUAAGAGAUUCUGAACACCCUUGCUCUCAAUCCUGACUGCCUCUCUGUUAAAUUUGCACUGUUCUGUUUUGGUUGGGUUUAUCUCCAUGUUGAACUUAGAGUGUUUUAAGUUAAUUUUAUUUUGUCAAUGUUAACAAUUUUUUAGGAAUUUUUAAAAAUGCUUCAGACUGUCUGAUUCAGUGAACUUUUUGUAGUGAAAAAGCCAUGGAACCAGUAGACAAGACAGAUGUUCUGGAAACUGGAGGGAUGCAGGUCAAUGUUUUUGAGAAGGCACAGAAUCCUCAGACGGGCGUAGAAAAUUCACUGUAUAGUCUACAUAUUAGUCUGCCCGAGUGCACGUCUUCGGGUGCAUGUACAUAUGCUGCUGUCCUCUCCCUCACCUAAGUGUGUGUCCGUCUGGCCCACUGUAAUUGUGAAGUUCCUUGUACUGUACUAUUAUCGUUGGUCCCCUUGCAUUGAUGAGAUAACAGCACCAUUUUAAAAUUAUUGUUAAAAGAUUAACCGGCAAUGUACAGAAUUUUCUUGUUUAAGGAAAACACUGCAAAAUCAUGAGGAUACCAAAUUGAGACAAACGGUGGUGCCUCUGAGUCUGUCUGAGACCAUGAUGAAGUAGAAAUAAAAGCCUUUUUGAGAUGGCGGUGUGCUCUAAGGUCUCAGGUUUCACAUGCCCUCCGUGUCUUCCUGAGAACGCCAAUGGAAAGUUUUCUGUAGCCAGGGGGAUGGUGGGGAGGGGCUUGUGCAAAAAGCAAACAGCUGGUCAUACGUCUCAUUGGGAUGUCUCACUGGGAUGCACCCUUGCACAUGAUCACAUUGCAGUUCUACAGGACUCUGGGAGGGUCCCUAGGUAAGGGAAUGCCUUUAUUCUCAUUGCAAAAGCCCAAACUGGGAAGAGGAUGGGAAUUUGAGGAAACGGUUACCUGCAAGUCAAUGUGGCAAGCCUCUGUCCCCUCCACUCAGGAAAGAGGGAGUGGCCAGUAGCUCCAGGACAGGCAGUUCCCUCUCUGGCAGUGAGAUGUAGCCCAAGCUGGUGGUAUCAGUUAGAGGUUAGCGCAGGGGAUUACAAAGGAGUGUGCUGCCCAUAAGUCCAAAAAGAACUAUUUCAGCCACAGCUUCUGACUUCAACGUUUCAUUAACCCAACAGUUUUCUUAUGUACAUGAACAAGUGGAGUAAGUCCUAAUCCCAGCAUGACCACAGUUCCACCUUUAAGCAUAUACUUUUAAAAAACAAAUGUUUGAGCAUAUGGAGAAAUGGGAGCCCUCCUGUACUGUUGGUGGAAAAGUAAAUGGUCCAGCCACUACAGAAGGCAGUAUGGCAGCUCCUCACCAAACCAGAAUGAUUAGAUGAUCCAGCUACCCCCCUACUGAAUGUAUAUCCCACCCCCACAAAUUGAAAUAAACUCAGAUACUUGUACACCAA